Messenger RNA from Microsporum canis CBS 113480, 1266 nucleotides. Its product is annotated as GPI mannosyltransferase 2. The transcript is spliced from 5 exons. The record is from RefSeq and is a predicted model, not a curated record. Gene Ontology annotation, cellular component: mannosyltransferase complex; endoplasmic reticulum membrane. Gene Ontology annotation, biological process: GPI anchor biosynthetic process. Bases 1 to 1266 code for a protein of 421 amino acids. Lineage: Eukaryota; Fungi; Ascomycota; Eurotiomycetes; Onygenales; Arthrodermataceae. Gene Ontology annotation, molecular function: GPI mannosyltransferase activity; alpha-1,6-mannosyltransferase activity.
AUGCCUUCACCACGGAUGACGACGAGGGCAAUUGACAGCAUUGGCGCCCUGGACCAGCCAAUCUACACCUUGACAAAAUGCUUCUGCCUGUGGAAGAUGAUCCUGCUGCUGGUCGUCCUCGCUAGCCCAGGAUUAGGAUACGACACGUCAACGGCACUGCUUCUUUCCCCCGAAGGAGAACAUGUCCGUCACUCAGCAGGAAGCGUGGCCUGGAUGAUAUCCCGUGUUGGAUACCGGCUGGCGAGAUGGGACUCGAUUUACUUCUUGAAACUCGCGCAGAGAGGGUAUGUGUUUGAGCAGGAAUGGGCGUUUGGAUAUGGAUAUACGAGGUUCCUAUCAUUUUUACUUCCUGGAUCCUUAAAGAGCCUACAACAUCUUGCUGUGGCUGGGGUUAUUCUCUCUCAUCUAUGCCAUUAUCUAUCAGUCCUGGUGCUUUACAAGCUCUCACAGGCCACCUUCAAGAGUGAUAGAAGUAAUUCCAAUGCAUUGCCCUUCCUGGCAUCGGCACUACAUAUCAUCACUCCUGCUGGGGCUUUCCUCUCUGCACCCAACGGAGAAGCACCAUUUUCGUUUCUUAACUUUCUAGGUUACUAUACCUUUAUUACAGGGCUCAACGAUGAGCGUCAAGGCAGCUAUUGUCUACGUGACCUGAAGCUCCUGUCUGCAGGAGCACUCUUUGCCGCUGCUACCACUGUACGGAGCAAUGGGUUGCUCAGCGGCCUGCUGUUCGUCUACGAUGCGGUGUUUGGACUGCAGCAGAUAAUCACACACGGCUUGUCGUGGCAUGUCCUGCGACGUCUCGCCAUGGGGUCGUUGGGCCGCAAUAUGUGGCAUAUAAGGACUUUUGCCUGGCAGAAGACCCGCGUCCGUGGUGCAAUCGUCUAUUUCCAAGUAUCUACACAUGGGUUCAGUCCUGUUACUGCGACUCCUAUGAUAUGUGCACUAGUGUAUUCAGGUGUACGAGCAUGGGCGAGACUGCUACCGAUUAUCACUGCACCAGGAGUAGAAAAGACAGACUCUAACUUAAGCUACAGUGUAAGCUAUGAGGCCAGGCUUGCCUUGCCCCAGGUCGUGCUCGCUGUUCUAGCCGUCACCCACUAUCACAUCCAAAUAGUCAACCGGAUAUCGUCAGGCUACCCGCUGUGGUACUGGUUUCUGGCUUCGUGCUUGGUGCGGGAGAAGAGAAGCUCCUCCAUCCUGCCUCCAUGGAUCACCUGUCACGCAAUACUGCGUGUGAUGAUAAUCCAUGUAUCUAUCAUUAAAUAA